Molecule: messenger RNA, 4177 nt
Organism: Monodelphis domestica (gray short-tailed opossum)
Lineage: Eukaryota; Metazoa; Chordata; Mammalia; Didelphimorphia; Didelphidae
Gene: NDUFB2
Product: NADH:ubiquinone oxidoreductase subunit B2
Biological process (GO): mitochondrial respiratory chain complex I assembly
Cellular component (GO): respiratory chain complex I; mitochondrial inner membrane
Source: RefSeq, a predicted model, not a curated record
ACGGGGCGAGAGGAGGACGCAGGUUCGAGAAUGAAUCAGGGCUGCCUUCCCACGUCGCGAAUGUAAGGCACUGCCAACUCCAGCUUAGCCUCUGGAGAUUCAUCAAAGCUUGUGAGACUUUGUGAAGUCUUCUCCCUUAAGGACUGCGACUUCCGUCCCGCCGGAGGCGGAGCUCUUGGGGGCGGGGCUCGGCGUAGCGUAGGGAAAGUGACGGCUAGGGAAGGGGCGAGGCUACGUCACGACUGCUCCGGGGAGUCCGAGCUCGGGCUCUGAGGACUACUGCGGUCAUGUCGGCUUUGAGGAGGCUGAGGCCUUUCCUUCGCGAGGGAGGCCGACGCUUUCUGGAGGGUCCGAGAGAGCAGACAGCUGGACGGGUCACCGGAGGAGUUCGGCAUGGUGGAGGUGGUGUACACAUUGAACCCCGCUACCGGAAUUUUCCAUAUCUGACAAAAUCUCAGGUGUUUAAAGCUGAGCUGUUAAGUGCUACAAUGUGGUUUUGGAUUCUCUGGCGUUUUUGGCAUGACUCCGAUGCUGUAUUGGGUCAUUUUCCAUAUCCAGAUCCUUCCAAAUGGACAGAUGAAGAAUUGGGUAUUCCCUAUGAUGAUUCUGAAGACUUAUAGAGUAAUGUCAUCACCACUACGAGUAGGUGCUGCCAAGCACCUCAUUUCCCAGUAAUUACAAUUACUACUUAAAUUAAAAAAAAUGUUUAAUUGAUGUUUUCUUUUUCAACAUCAUUGUCAUUUCACAAUAAAUAAUACUUCCUGUCCCCCAGUAGAUUUUUUAUUUAUAACAAUGAGUAUAGUGAAGCAGAAUGCUUGGCCACAUCUGCAAAUGUAUGCCUUGUUUCACACCCAUAAAAUACUACCUUUCUUCAGAGAGGUGAGAGGUAUGUGUUACUAUCAGUCCUCCAAAGUGAGGGUUAGACACGGCAUUGAUCAGAGUCCUGAAGUCUUUCAGUGUGGUUUUAUAUUAUUAUCAUUUUGGAAAGUGUCUUCUUGGAUCUGCUUUUUUUGCUCUAUAUUAGUUCAUACAAGUCUCUCAGUUUCUCUGAAUUGUUCAGUCUCUUAUGUUUCAGUAAUAUUCCAUUACAGUCAUAUAACAUGAUUGGUUUAGCUACUUACCAAUCAUUUCACUCAUUUUUCUAGUUCUUUGCUAUUUUAUAAAAUAUGCUGCUAUAAAUAUUUUUUGCAUAUGUAGGAUCUUUUUCUCCUCCCUUGAUGUCCUUGGGGUAUAUGUAUGAUAUUGAUAUCACUGGGUUAAAGGAUAUGUACAGUUUAAUGACUUUUAGGAAAUUUUGGUAAGUAGUUUAGUUUUUGUAAGUUUAGUUUAGUUUAGGAAAUUGUUUUCAAGAAUUAACCAAUUCACAGCUUCACCAAUACAGUACUAAUGUGUCUUCUGGCAACCCUUCUUAUCAGUUAUUUCUAUUUCUGCCAGCCUUCCUGGUGACAUCUCAGUUAUUUUAACUUGCAUGUGUCUUGUAUUAGUAAUUUGGAGGGUCUGCUCAUAGGUUUGUGAUAGUUUGCAUUUUUUUAAGACAACCUGGCUCUUAUUUUUACAUAGUUGUCCCUAAAUAAAUACCUUGAAUAACAACUCUUUAAUAGAUAUUUACUAUAAAAACUUUCCCCAGUUAAUUGCUUCCCUUCUAAGUGUAAUUGUUGAUUAUGUUUUUGCAAAAACUUGUUGAUGUUACGUAGUCAGAAUUGUUCAUUUUGUGUAUUGCGAUUCUCUAUUCCUUGUUUAAGGAUUGUCUCCCUGGCCAUAAUUAUGGCAGGCAUCUCCUUCCAUUUUCCUCUAGUUUUUCUAUGAUGUGACCAUUUUCCCUUUGGUCAUGUGUCCACUGGGAACUUCUUGUGUUCCAUGAUGUAUACAAUUAACUAUUGAGGGAUAUGCUCCCCUCUCUUCUUGAGAUGAUCCUUCAGAACCAGCCCUGAAGCUGAAUGAAGUAUCUCAUUUGACUUCUGCUUCCCUUUGCAUUUCUUUUUUCUGCUCCAGCCUGAGCUCUCCCAUUUUGUGUAAGUAUUUUUCAUUGGUUAUUUCCUUAGUUUGGAUCUGUCCUUUUAAAAAACACUCAGUUGUGCUAGAAUUCUGUCUUUCCCUUGUUACUCUGAUGGCUGCAGAUCUGCAGCAUUCCACCAUCUGCCUUUGGUGGUAGAAGCCUAGAGUUCCAGUCACAUGGAAAACAACUUAUUAAAAUGUGCCUCAUUGAACAGUACAGAAAGUCAGGAGGAUCUUCUCCUUUUUUUUCCCAUUUGAAUAAGUUUACUUAGUCAAUUUAGAACAUUAUUCCUUGGUUACAAUAAUCACAUUGUUUCCCUCCCUCCCCUCUACCCACUCUUCCCGCAGCCAACGGAUCUUCUCCUUUUUUAAAGUGAGGCUACUGAAGAUUCUGUCCUCCACUCCUGACUCCCAAAUAACAACACUUUCAGGCUAUAUUUCUAGGAUUUAGCAAAGAAGUCUUUUUCAGCACUCACUGAACAUUUGUGGUGUGCUAGCUAAUUACUAUAAAAAUUUAAACACAUAACAAAAUUUGGUGUUGAUCCAGAUCUAAGGCUCUAAAAUAUUUCAGAGGCAGAGUAAAUUAAUUACGUGUUUGUCUCUUCAGGAUUUUGAAGGUGGAAAUAGCUAAAAUUUAUAUAGGGCUUUGAAGUUUGCAUAGCACUGUGCGUGUUAUUUCAUUUGACACAACAAUCCUAUGAGGUAGAUGCUGUUAUCUUCAUUUUAUAUAAAGGAAACUGAGGCUGAGAGAGAUUAAGAGACUUUCACAGAGUCACACUAGUAAUUGUGUGAGGUAGGAUCUUCCUCAUUCCAGGUCCAACACUUCUACUUCUAGGUACAGAGGGAUUAUGUUUUCACUUUUUGGGUCUCUUAUAUGAAAAGAAAUAGUACUUUUGGUGGGAGGUCUGAGGGGCAGUUUCUGUGAUUUCCUGGAGGUGACAUUUCAGAAAGAAGUUGAACUUCUUUCACAACUUGCCUCAGGAAAGAUGCAAGAUGUUCUCCAUUGCCAUGGGUAGAAUGGAAUGUAGUAAAUAUGCUGUGGUGAAUCGCAGACUGAAAGAGAGGAGUAGCUGUCCAUAAUCUUCCAGAAGGAGCCUUCCAGAAGGGCUUGUUUGAAACCCUUUAUCAGAGUUUCUAGCUUUUGUGCUAAGGGGUCCUGCUUCCUUCGGUUUUCCAGAACUGAGUAGACUGUGAGAGAUUUCCCUCAGGCUAUAGAGUAGUUUUUACAUAAGAGAGGAAGAAAUAAAUUACUGUAAAUACUGGUGUGCAAAGUUAUAACUUAUUUUCCUUUAUUUCCAGUGAAUAUAGGAAUACACGGGGGCAUAACUUUCACACAUAACCAAACAGUAUCGACAAUUUUUCUAGCUUUCCAGUUGAAUUAGGGGGACUGGAGCAAGUAAUAUAAUAAUACCUCUCAGCAAGAAAUUCUUGUGGCAAAGUGGGCAUCUGAGAAUGGGUAUGUUAGGAAUUUGGGGGGACGGUUCAACUCUUGAGCCCUUUGUAGAGAUAGUCUCAUCUAUGGUGCAGACUCUGUAUUAAGAUUCACUUGAAGAUGGGUUUGGGGUAAACUGACUACAUUUCUACCAGCCCCUUUUAGAUGAAGGGACAGGAAAAAGAUUUCAGAAGUCAGCUACUCUAGGGAAAUUAGGUAGCACAGUGGAUAUUGCCAGGCCUGUAAUGGAGAGAGAGACCCUGGGUUCCUGGGUUCAAAUAUGGCCUCAGACACUUCUUAGCUGUGUUACUCUGGCCAAGUCACUUAACCCCCAUUAAAGAAAGUUAAAAAAAAAUCAGCUAUUCUUCACCACAGAGGGAGUGGGAUACAUGAUUACUAUAGCAACAGUGUGUAUAGUCACAAAGAAAUUAUACAUAAUUCAGUGUCUGCAACAUUUUCUUGGACACUGAAAAAAUGAGACUGUUCCAGUCUUAGACAUUUUGGUCACCUUCUAUUAGAAUUCCUGUAGCCUUAGCCAGUUCUUCCCUUCUUGACCUCCAAUUAGGCACUAUGUGACAUUUUGGAACCUCAUCAUAUCCUCUUGAAUUUUCCUUUACUUUGCAUGUAUAUAUAUAUACCUUGUUUCCAUAAAAAUUGUGAGCUCAGUGAUUUUUUAAAAAAUUAUGAACUUAAACACCAACAAAAUGUUCACAUGUUAAAAAAAAAUAAAGACACUUGUAUUUGAAACUA